UGGGUCCUGUGGGCAAAGCAUGGCCAAGCGCCUCUGCUUGCUUGCUUGAUUGAUUGAUUGACUGAUCAGUUAGUUCAUUCAAGAUGUGCACAGCCGCAGAGGAGAUGGUGUGUUUCUCUGCCUCCGGGGACCUCAGCUUCCGGUGGGGGAGACAGACUUUAAACCCGAAAAAUAAUAAGCAGGCCCGGGAGAGAGCGGGAAGAGCACGUUCAUCAAACAAAUGCGGAUCAUCCAUGGGGCGGGCUACUCGGAGGAGGACCGCAGGAGCUUCCGGCCCCUGGUCUACCAGAACAUCUUCGUCUCCAUGCGCACGAUGAUCGAGGCCAUGGAGCGGCUGCAGAUCCCCUUCAGCUGGCCCGAGAGCAAGCACCACGCCAACCUGAUUAUGAGCCAGGACCCCUACAAGGUGACCACCUUCGAGAAGCACUACGCUAUGGCCAUGCAGUGGUUGUGGAGGGACUCCGGCAUCCGCGCCUGCUACGAUCGCCGGCGCGAGUUCCACCUGCUUGACUCUGCAGUGUACUACCUGUCGAAUCUGGACCGCAUCACUGAGGAGGGCUACAUCCCCACUGCACAGGACGUGCUCCGCAGCCGCAUGCCCACCACUGGCAUCAACGAGUACUGCUUCUCUGUGCAGAAAACCAACCUGCGGAUCGUGGAUGUCGGGGGCCAGAAGUCAGAACGCAAGAAGUGGAUCCACUGCUUCGAGAACGUGAUCGCCCUCAUCUACCUGGCCUCGCUGAGUGAAUACGACCAGUGUCUGGAGGAGAACAACCAAGAGGCCCGAAGCAGGACGCGGAGGCAGCCAAGAAGUUCAUCCUGGACAUGUACACCCGCAUGUACGCCGGCUGCGUGGACGGCGGGGACGGGAGCAGGAAGGGCCCGCGCUCCCGCCGCCUCUUCAGCCACUACACGUGCGCCACGGACACGCAGAACAUCCGCAAGGUCUUCAAGGACGUGCGGGACUCGGUCCUGGCCCGCUACCUGGACGAGAUCAACCUGCUCUGACCCGGGCCCGACGCUCCACUCCGGACUCGGACCCGCGCGAGGCGGGCGGGACGUGCGGGCGCUGGGCGCUGGGCGCGGGGCGGGCCGGCGCUCCGCAGGCUCCAGCCCCAGGCCCAGGCGGCGGAGGGGCCGCGAGCGAGCCGGGCUGGGAGGCCCGUCGCCGCCGCCUCCCUGGUCUGCCCCUCGCCGGGCCGGCCUCCGUGCUCUCCCCCGCCCGCGACUCAGUGUGUCUCCUCGGAGAGGGCACACGGUGGCCGUUUGGGAGGCCGGGGUGCAGGGGAAGGUGGGAAGAGCAGGGGCUCCCGGGCCUGGGUGGAUAGGGCUCUCUCAGGACCCCCACGUCCAGGUACGUCCCCUCCCGGGCAGGUGUCUGGGACCCUUUUGGGGGCGACGCACCAGCCGCCGGAUGGGGGCGUGGACCCUGGUGCGCAGGGACGCGGACUCUGGCGCCCCCCGGCGGACAGGAGCCGGCGCCGCAGCCUGAGGUCUGCGCAGCUCAGGGACUUCCGUGUCCUUAAGCGAAAGACACACCCGGAAAACGCUGUCCUUUUCAGAGCCUCGUGGCUCGGCGUGUGUCCUGCCCCAGUCUGCAGAUGAAAGAAACCGAGGUCCACAGGCAUGCCCCCUUCCUUCCCAGGCUGGGGCCCGGCGCGCUGCAUCUCACAACCUUCUGUAUUUAUUCCCUCGCCUGCUGCGGGGCCCCUUGCAGGGUGGACAUUAAAGAAAUGACAUUCUGGAAACCUUGGGUUUCUCAGGGGCGUCCUGUGUAACAACCCCCACCCCACUCCCCCCCACUCCCGCUCCGCGCGGUCCCAUCUCAAGUCGCCUUGUCCCAGGCAGGACAGCGACAUGGCAAAGGAAGGAAAAAGGUCUACUUGUCAUGCACCCACUAAUGCAGGGUACGGUGCCCACAGCUGUGGGGGAUUGUGUGCACUUGGAGCCAGGAAGUGGAGUCCAACCUGUCUCCCUGGCCCCGGGGGACAUUUGAGCCGACCCUCUGUUGCUACUCAUGCAAAAUGCCAGCAGCAGCAGACACCACCCAUCUCUGAUGGAGAUGAAGAUGACUCCACUUACUCCAGAUCCUGGUCUCCCACCAUCCUCAGGGCUGCCCCACGUGGCACAAGCCCCAUCACCCCCCAUGUUACAGAUGAGGAAACCAAGGCACAGAGAAAGUGAAUAAUUUGACUAAGGCUACACAUGUGGGUGGUGGCCAAACCAAGAUCCUGUUAUUCAUUCAACAGUUUUUUGUUUUGUUUUGUUCCACUUUUUUAAAAAUAAACUUUAUUUUUAAAAAUAGGUUUACAGAAAAAUUGCAGAUACAGAGUUGCCUUAUAAAACCACACCUGAUUUCCCAUAUUAUUAAUAUAUUAAUAUGGUACUUUUUUAUAAUUAAUGAACCAAUAUUGACACAUUAUUAACUGAAAUCCAUUCUCUAUUCAGACUUCCUGUUUUCCCCUAAUGUCCUUUUUCUCUCCUGGGACCCCACCCAGGAUCCCACGUGACGUUUCAUCAUCACGUCUCUUAGGUUCCUCUGGGCUGUGAUGGUUUCUCAGGCUUUCCUCAAUUUUGAUGACCUUCGAGGAGUGCUGGUCAGCUAUCCUUUUACUUUCCCAGGGCUGCUGAAACAAAGUACCACAGACAGAGGGGCUUAAAAGCAAACAAAUGUGUUCUCUCGCAGUUCUGGAGGCAAAGUCUGAGAUUAAAGUGUCAGCAAGGCUACGCUCUCUCCAGAGGCUCUCGGGGAAGGUCCUUCCUGCCUUCUCCAGCUUCUGGUGGUUCUAUCUGUUCCUUGGCUUGUGGCCACAUCUUUCCAGUCUCUGCCCCUUCUUCACGUGGUCAUCUCCUCUUGUGUGUGUCUGUGUCCAAAUUUCCCUCUCCUUAUAGAGACACCACUUACACUGAAUUAGGCCCACCUGAAUGACCUCAUCCUAACUUGAUUCUAUCUGCAAUGAUCUUAUUUCCAAAGAAGGUCACACUCCCAGAUACCAAGGGUUAGGACUUUGGCACAUCUCCUGACAGGUAUUUUGUCAAACAUCCCUCGGCUGAAUUUCGCCUGACAUUUUUCUUGUGAUUAGACUAAGGUUAGGAUUUUAGGGAGGAAGAAACACAGAGGUGAAGAAGGUUUCGUCCCAUUAUAUCGAGUACAUGCCGUCAACAUGACCUUGGGCCCCUGUCUGAGUGAGGUAUCCAUCUCUUUUAAAUAUUUAUUUUUGUUUAUUUUUGGCUGUGUUGGGUCUUCAUUGUUGCAUGCAGGCUUUCUCUAGUUGCCGCGAGCAGGGGCUACUCUUCAUUGUGGUGUGCGGGUUUCUCAUUGCGGUGGCUUCUCUUGGUGCAAAGCACUUGCUCUAGGCACACGGGCUUCAGUACUUGCAGCACCCGGGCUCAGGUAGCUGUGGCACCACCAGGGAAGUCUCCCCCCCUUUUCUUGGCUGUGGGGCUUGCGGCAUGCGGGAUCUUAGUUCCCCUACCUGGGCCCUCAGCAGUGAAAGUGCAGAUUCCUAACUGCUGGACCACCAGGGAAUUCCCUAAAGCUUUUCAUUUCGUAAUAAUUUUAGACUUACAGAAAAGUUGCAGCAAUACACAGAGUUCCCGAACGCUGUUCACCCAGCUUCCUCUGAUGUGAACCUCCUAGGUAACCAUGCUACAAGCCAGGUUAUCAAAGCCGGGAAAUUAACAUCAACCAUCAUCCUAUUACCUAACCUCUAGACUUGGUAGGAUUUGGCCAGUUUUCCCUCUCCUGUUCUUCCGGGCCAGGAUUCCACGUUGCACCUCCUGUUUUGUCUCCUUACUCGGUGAUAGCUCCUCAGCCUUUGUCUGUGUUACGACCUGUUUAAAGAGUUCUGCCUGGUUAUUUUGCAGAACGUCCCACAAUUUGGGCUUGUCUGAUGUUUGCUUAUGAUGUAAUUAACGCCAUGCAUUUUGGGCCAGAAUCCCACAGGGUCCCUCUUAGUGCAUCGGACGGGUGGGUCCACGAUGGCAAAAUGUCUCGUCACUGACGAUGGAACAUCAUACGUGAUUUUUUUCCCAGUUGGUUCAUCCGAGUCAGGACCCAAACAAAGCCCACAUGUGGCAUUUGGUUGCUGUAUCUCUUAAGUCUCUUUUCAUCUAUAACCAUCACCCAAGCUUUAUUUCUUUGCCAGUUAUUUAUUGAAGAAACCAGGUCAUUUGUCUGGUAGAGUUUCCCAGCCUCCUGAUUGGUGAGUUGCUUCCCAGGUGUGGAUUAAUGGGUUCCUCUGUCCCCUGUGAUCCCUGUGAAUUGAUCUACUUAGAAACACGAGCAGACUUCCUAGGUGGUGUGAGCGUCACCAGACGACACAUAACAUCUAGUUUGUUUUCUCUCUGUGUCUGUGUCUUUCUCCAUAAGACAUGUAACAACAUAACACCCAGUUGGUUCCCUCCUCUCCUUGUUAAAAUGGACCAGUGUGUCCAGGGGUCUGGUUCAUCCACUGUGAAUUUCCCCAUGAACCCUCUCCUACUGGUCUUAGUGGUCACUGAUGGUCAUUGCUUUUAGAUACAUCAUUAGGGCUUGUCAGAAUGGUGACUUCAAAUACUUUUCAUUUCUUCUGCAUUGUCUGGAAUUUUUCUAUCAAAAAAACCCCCCAGCUCACCCAAAAGAACUGAAAGCAAGGUCUUGAAGAGAUAUUUGUACACCUGUGUUCACUGCAGCAUUGUUCUCAACAGCCAACAGGCAGAAGCUACCCAGGUGUCCAUGGAGAGAUGGAUGGAUACACAAAUAUGGUCCAUCCAUACAGUGGGGUAUUCAGCCUGAAUGUGGAGGGAGAUUCUGACACACGCUACCACAUGCGUGAACCUUGGGGACCUUAGGCUCAGUGAAAUAGCCAGACACAGAAGGACAUAUACUCUCUGACUCCACUCCCAGGAGGUCCCUAGAGGAGUCAGAUCCACAGAGCCAGGAAGUAGAUGGUGGGGCCAGGGGCUGGGGGAGGGAGUGGGGAGUCCGUGUUUCAUGGGAACAGAGUUUCAGUUUGGGAAGAUGGGAAAGUUGUGGAGAUGGAGUGUGCAGAUGGAUAAUGUGAAUGUAUUUAAUGCCACUGAGCUGUGCACUUAAAAAUGGUUAAAAUGGUAAUUUAAUGUCACAUGUAUUUUUACCACAAUGUAAAACACUUUUUAAAAUGGAGUAUGAUUUUAAAAAGCUUUCCCCUGUCAAGUAAUUCGUUACCUGGAAAUAAAGGCUGUGCAGGAAAGACAGGGUAAAUGCCUGAUUCUUGACUUUUCUGUAGCAGUUUUAACAAUAAUGAGUUAUGAGUUACUUCCUCAAUAUCCACAAAAGAUCACCAGAGAGUUUUUUUUUUCUCUUUUGUCUGUGAACUCAUGGAUGUAACGUGGGAUGUGUUUCUAUCCACUGCAUGUCUUA
Hippopotamus amphibius kiboko is the source of this 5383-nucleotide messenger RNA. RefSeq names its product G protein subunit alpha 15 (gene GNA15). Gene Ontology annotation, biological process: adenylate cyclase-modulating G protein-coupled receptor signaling pathway; phospholipase C-activating dopamine receptor signaling pathway; action potential. Gene Ontology annotation, cellular component: heterotrimeric G-protein complex. Lineage: Eukaryota; Metazoa; Chordata; Mammalia; Artiodactyla; Hippopotamidae. The transcript is spliced from 6 exons. The coding region runs from base 221 to 1492 and encodes 423 amino acids. Gene Ontology annotation, molecular function: guanyl nucleotide binding; GTPase activity; G-protein beta/gamma-subunit complex binding. The record is from RefSeq and is a predicted model, not a curated record.